UCUAAUCGAAUUAUAAUCUUGUAAACAAAAUCCCUAAUCUAAUUCACACUAUUUAUACAUCACAUUUCGAUUUUCCCCCUAAAGAAGUUCAUCAAUUAAACCAACGAUCAACGGUAUUCCAAAAUAAAUAAAGGGACUGAAUUCUGGGCUCUGCUACAGCUCCAUACGCAUGUUAACCAUUGAAUCAGAAUAUCCGUAAUUAUUGGACCUCGUCUUAAAGAAGAUAACAUGGACAGCUCAUUAAUUCCGCCUGGUUUUGAGGCAUUUGCCUCUCUCUAUCUGGCAAAGAUGGAGGGUGAUCAAGCCAGUAAUUGCGCAAGUUCCGCCAACCCUUCUAUGGCAGAAAAUAUCCAGUUAGGAACACAAUGUAACAAUACAAACACCAGCAUGUCUAUUAGGCAUAUAUCAUUGAUAAAGCAGAAUCAGCUUGAUAGCAGUUCAAGUGAUCAAAUUGAAUUAGAACAGGAAAACUUUUCCAGGAAUUGGUUGCCAAAAGGGGUUCUUCGAGGGUGUGAAGCAUGUGAGAACUGCCAAAAGGUUAUUGCAAAAUGGCGUCCAGAAGAAGCUCGAAGGCCUGAUAUUGAGGAUGCUCCUGUAUUUUAUCCUUCCGAAGAGGAGUUUGAGGAUACCAUAAAAUACAUUGCAAGUAUACGCUCUAAGGCAGAGAUGUAUGGGAUCUGUCGCAUAGUACCACCUCCAUCAUGGAACCCUCCUUGCCCUCUGAAGGAAAAGAACAUAUGGGAAAGGUCUAAAUUUACGACACGAAUCCAGCAGUUAGACAAACUUCAGAAUCGGGAAUCGAUGAUGCAGAAGUUUCUAGUCAAACAUGACAAGAGAAAAAAGAGAAAAUGCCUAAGAAGAGGAGCCGAUCAUGCAAAUGGUAUUCAGGAUACUAAAACUUCAGACAAUGCCGAGCAAUUUGGAUUUGAGCCUGGUCCAGAUUUUACUCUGGAUGAGUUUCAGAAGUAUGAUGAUGAUUUUAUGGCCCAAUACUUCUGGAAAAAUAAUAAUAGUUCAAGUUUAGGAGAUAGCAGUUCUACACUUGACGAGCAGUGGCACCCUACAAUACAAGAAAUUGAGGGAGAAUAUUGGCGGAUUUUAGAGAGACCAACAGAAGAAAUUGAGGUGCUUUACGGGGCUGACCUGGAAACUGGAGCAUUUGGCAGUGGGUUUCCUAAACAUUCCCAUCAAGUUGCUUCUGCUUCAGACACAAAGUACAUUAAUUCAGGAUGGAACUUGAAUAACUUCCCAAGACUUCCUGGUUCUGUUCUAGCAUUUGAAAACAAUGAAAUAUCUGGUGUUGUGGUUCCUUGGUUGUAUAUAGGAAUGUGUUUUUCUUCAUUUUGCUGGCAUGUAGAGGACCAUCACAUGUACUCCUUGAAUUACAUGCAUUUGGGAGCUCCGAAAAUGUGGUAUGGAGUUCCAGGAUCAGAUGCUACGAAACUGGAGGCAGCUAUGAGAAAACAUUUACCGGACCUCUUCGCAGAACAGCCUGACUUGCUUCAUAAGCUGGUUACCCAACUAUCACCUUCAAUCCUAAGCUCUGAAGGGGUGCCUGUUUAUCGGUGCGUGCAGAAUCCAGGAGAAUAUAUACUGACCUUCCCUCGAGCAUAUCAUGCUGGAUUCAACUGUGGUUUUAACUGCGCUGAGGCAGUUAAUAUCGCACCUGUUGACUGGUUGCCGCAUGGACAUAAAGCUAUUGAGCUGUACCGCGAGCAAGGCAGACGAAGUUCCAUUUCACAUGAUAAACUAUUGCUUGGUGCAGCUAGAGAAGCUGUAAAAGAAAAUUGGCAGCAUAAUUUUUUGAAGAAGCACAAAUCAAAUAAUUUAAGAUGGAACGAAGCUUGCGGAAAGGAUGGCUUCUUAUCAAAAGCACUCAAGACUCGUGUUGACAUGGAGCAUAAAUGGAGGGAACUCCUUAGCAAAUCCUCAAAGGCACUGAAGAUGGAGAGCUCCUUUGAUGCUAAUUGUGAGAGGGAAUGCAGUGUCUGCCUCUUCGAUCUACACCUAUCUGCUGCAGGUUGCCACCAGUGUUCACCGGAUAAAUAUGCAUGCUUGACUCAUGCCAAACAGUUGUGUUCGUGCUCAUGGAGUGCCAAGUUUUUCCUUUUUCGUUAUGACAUUAUGGAAUUGAAUCUAUUAGUUGAAGCUUUGGAGGGGAAACUAAGUGCAGUAUAUCGAUGGGCAAGGCUUGAUAUGGGCCUCGCUCUCACCUCUCAUAUUGCAGAAAGCAAGCAAGUUGCAUCUCAAGAGUCAGCUCAAGAAGUGAUAAGUUCAGCACCGAGUGCAAUUUCUUCAGAGGAGCAGAAAAGGAAAGCGCCCGAAGGCUCUUCUAGUUCAGCGAAGUAUGUGGGCAGCAUUGGCUCGUCUAAGAAUGUGGAACCGCCUAGUUCAGCACCGAGUGCAAUUUCUUCAGAGGAGCAGAAAAAGAAAGCGCUUAGAGGCUCUUCUAGUUCAGCGAAGUAUGUGGGCAGCAUUGGCUCGUCUAAGAAUUUGGAACCGCCUAGUUCAGCACCGAGUGCAAUUUCUUCAGAGGAGCAGAAAAGGAAAGUGCCUAGAGGCUCUUCUAGUUCAAAGAAGUAUAUGGGCAGCAUUGGAUCGUCUAUGAAUGAGGAACUGCCUUUUGUAGUAUUGGCUUUACCAUGUGUGCAAAGAGCAACCCGUUUUAAAAUUAAAUCAACUACAUCUAAAAGUUCGUGCAAAAAAGAAAACUCUUUGCAGUCCCCUCCUGGAUUUGAAGUGCAGUCAUGUCAGGCUAUUCGACCCAAUAAUCCCGCGAAAGUGUCCCCAGGAGCUUCGGAUAAGUCUGAGGAGAAGCAGCCAUCACUUAUGGGACACAAGGAUGUCAUACUACUGAGUGAUGAUGAAGAAGACGGACCACCCUGUAAAAAGACGUGUGUCGUAAGGGGGACUGUUCAAAAGGAUACAAUAGGUACUCAGAAGCCAGUUUUUUCCGAUAGUAUGACAAAGUUAGAUAGUUGCAUUGAUAAACCAGCCUCCGCAGCCACUGUUACUCUUCCUUCUGAUGUAUGCAUUCCUAGUUCAACGCGUGUUAAAGUUGAGGAGCUCACUGAGUCUGAAAGUUCUGUAGGAAGCAACCCUCCAACAAGUUCUUGUGUUAACAUUUCACAGAUGGAUACCGAUUCCAACAAAAUUGUAGGGAGGAACAAAGAGACGAAUGAUUUUGAUGAGGCAAACCAUAAUCCCCAACAAAUUGAUGACGAGAAAGUGAAAGAGUUGAGAUCUGUAGAUAACAUACUUACUGUAUCAAACCCAUCGAGCCAUCAACAUAGCAUGGAUGGGCUCCCUCGCCAGAAGCGCCCUCGUAUUGCAAAAGUUAUCAGGAGAGUCAGUUGCAAUGUUGAGCCUUUGGACUUUGGAGCUGCGCAUGGUGCAAAGUUGUGGUGUGAUAGUAAUUCAAUUUACCCAAAAGGAUUUAGGAGUAGAGUGAGGUACAUAGAUGUUACUGAUCCAACCAAUAUGUGUUAUUACAUCUCUGAAAUCCUAGAUGCUGGGAAGGAUCGACCUUUAUUUAUGGUGUCGUUGGAGACCGAUCCUAGUGAAGUAUUUGUCCAUGUCUCAGCUGGUAAAUGCUGGGAACUGGUUCGGGAGCGAGUAAAUCAUGAGAUUGCCAAGCAACAUAAGCUCGGAAAGGGGAAGCUCCCAACUCUGCAGCCUCCUGGGAGUGUCGAUGGCAUGCAAAUGUUUGGAUUUUCAUCGCCAGAAAUCAUGCAGGCCAUCCAGGCUAAGGACCGCGAUCGAGUUUGCCAAGAAUACUGGCAAUCGCAAUCGCAAUCACUGAUGCAGAUUCCUUCACAGCACAGAGACCAAUAGACAGCCUCAUGGGCAUGCCCUUGGCCCACGGGGCCGUUGAGAGAACACUCACAGAAAGCAAACGCCGAGGAGGUUCGUGCACUUAACAUUUGCUUGCACAGUAGCAUCUUGACUGAACUUAGCAGGAUUCUUAGUGAAAAGGAUUAAAAGUACACAAAGAUAGAAGAAAAAAAAAAACUUUCAAAAAAAAACUUUCCAGCCAUAUAUUUUUGUAAAUGUGGGGCUGCAUUUUUUGGUUACUUAUAUUAUGAGUAGUAGUACUACAUUCUUUUUUUGACAUUGGAAAGUUUUGAACAUUUUAUAAUUAAAUAGUUUCUCAAA
Molecule: messenger RNA, 4155 nt
Organism: Salvia hispanica
Lineage: Eukaryota; Viridiplantae; Streptophyta; Magnoliopsida; Lamiales; Lamiaceae
Product: putative lysine-specific demethylase JMJ16
Biological process (GO): regulation of gene expression; chromatin remodeling
Cellular component (GO): nucleus; chromatin
Molecular function (GO): histone H3K4me/H3K4me2/H3K4me3 demethylase activity
Source: RefSeq, a predicted model, not a curated record